Molecule: messenger RNA, 846 nt
Organism: Dovyalis caffra
Lineage: Eukaryota; Viridiplantae; Streptophyta; Magnoliopsida; Malpighiales; Salicaceae
Source: the annotation of a GenBank genome assembly
AUGCCAGGAUCAUCUGCAAGUGCUCCAGUGAUAGGGGUAAUUGAUGGGAAAUUUGAUAGUGGAUAUCUUGUCACAGUCACAAUUGGUUCAGAGAAGCUCAAGGGUGUUCUUUAUCAGGCACCACAGAACCAACCAUGGCAAGUGCUACAGCCUUGUAGCGUUUCUGCUAACAAUAGUGGCAAUGCACAACCGGUACCGGGUACACGACGCCGGCGCCGCAGAAAGAAAAGUGAGAUAAAAAGAAGGGACCCUGCUCAUCCAAAACCUAACAGAAGCGGCUAUAAUUUCUUCUUUGCUGAGCAGCAUGCAAGACUCAAACCACUUUACCCAGGGAAGGAUAGAGAGAUCAGUAGGAUGAUUGGCGAGCUAUGGAACAAAAUAAAUGAUUCCCAAAAAGCAGUUUAUCAGGACAAAGCUCUUAAAGACAAAGAAAGAUACAAGAUAGAAAUGGAGGGCUAUCGGGAGCGAUUGAGAACGGGGAAAGUUAUUAGUGAUGCGGUUCCACUGCAGCAGUGGCUACCAGGUAAAGAUUCUGAGAUGGUGGAAGUAAAUGUUAGGACUGAAGAAACCGGAGGGGGCUCUCUUCAGAAUGAUAGCAGUUCCAGUGAAAGUGAUUCUGAAGAUGAUAAAACUGCAGAAAGAGAUUUGGAUAUGGAAGCAUCUCCAGUAGAGGGAUUGGGUGCUGAUUCUGGCGACAUGGAUGUGGAGACGUCAGCUGAGGUAACAGUUUUUAAUCUAUCUAAGAGAGAUGAUGGGGUUGAAAAGGCUGGCAACUCAGCCAAGGAAAGCUUGGAGAGUACUGUACUCGAGACUCUGAAAGAAAACGCACAUGGCCACAAACAUUGA